AUGAAAGAGAACUACUUUCAUUUUAGUGCUGAAAUGCUUGUUGGGUGUGAGGUUGUUUCGGUCUCAGCUAUGACAUCUCAUGUGGAUUUGACCUUACCUCCCCCGGAUAAUAUAUCAUCUGUCUUUCAUUUGGAGAAUGGAUGUUCAGGAGUGUUUGUAAUGGUUGUCUCCUCCAGAUCCCCCAAGGUUUCAUUUUAUGGUACCGAUGGACAAAACAAAAGCUCCUUUUUCCCUUUCAGUGGAGUAACUGAAGAAUUAAAGGCUUUUAUUAAUGAUGUAUCUGAAAACACCCUCAAGGGUGCAAAAGAUGUUGCUGUGUUAGAGGCAAUGCUUGAAUCCGGAGCUAAGAGGCAAUAAUGGAACUCUUUGCAUUGGUCACCUAAUUCAUUGGAUGAAGUUUUAGGAUUCGUAUAAUAUGUCAUGCACAUAUUAAUACUCACGAAUUUCUUUAUUUCUGGUGCACUUCGUGGGCUGCCUCGUUACCUUGUGUUGUCAGAAGGGAAGCUUAGCUUUACUGACAAUUAUAUAAUGUAUGAGUUAUUUAAAUUUGGUAUAUGUUAGAAAUUAGAAUGUCGUGCGGUUCAUGAUCAUAUGCUAGCUGUCAUAGGAAUUACUCCCUACUUAGGAAGUUGCUCCCAUUUACUCUUAGUCUAUGAAAUAGCACCACUUAUUCUAGAGUUUAUAUAUACUCUCCUUGUUCCUUUUAAACAAUGUUUCUAUCUGUUGUUUACAAA
Glycine soja is the source of this 734-nucleotide messenger RNA. RefSeq lists its product as uncharacterized. The transcript has 5 exons. The record is from RefSeq and is a predicted model, not a curated record. Gene Ontology annotation, molecular function: oxidoreductase activity. Bases 1 to 357 code for a protein of 118 amino acids. Gene Ontology annotation, cellular component: cytoplasm. Gene Ontology annotation, biological process: NADPH regeneration. NCBI's taxonomy places the organism in Eukaryota, Viridiplantae, Streptophyta, Magnoliopsida, Fabales, Fabaceae.